AUGGCAUCUGCCCCUAUCCAGGUGUCUCCUGAAGAUCCUGGCGCUCAGUUUCUGAUUCGUACUGGGUCUGUUGGGCGAAAUAGAGCCGAAGCAUCUUUGGAGCGAGCUCAGAAUCUUAACCCCAUGGUGGACGUGAAAGUGGACACAGAGGACAUAGAGAAGAAAACAGAGUCAUUUUUCACUCAGUUUGAUGCUGUGUGCCUGACUGGUUGCUCAAGGGAUGUCAUCAUUAAUGUUGACCAGAUCUGCCACAAAAACAGCAUCAAGUUCUUCACCGGAGAUGUCUUUGGCUAUCAUGGUUACACAUUUGCCAAUCUCGGAGAGCAUGAGUUUGUUGAGGAGAAAACCAAAGUUGCCAAAGUUAGCCAAGGAGUGGAAGAUGGGCCUGACACCAAAAAGGCAAAACUCGACUCAUCUGAGACAACAAUGGUGAAAAAGAAGGUGGUUUUCUGUCCCAUCAAAGAGGCCCUGGAGGUGGACUGGAGCAGUGAGAAGGCCCAGGCUGCCCUGAAGCGCACCGCCACCGAUUACUUCCUCCUGCAAGUUCUUCUAAAGUUCCGCACAGAUAAAGGAAGAGACCCUGGUUCCAGUACCUGCAGGGAGGAUUCCGAGCUGCUGCUCCAGAUCCGCAACGACGUGCUCGACACCCUGGGCGUCCAUCCUGACCUGCUGCCCGAUGACUUUGUCAGGUACUGCUUCUCUGAGAUGGCCCCGGUGUGUGCAGUAGUUGGAGGGAUCUUGGCACAAGAGAUCGUGAAGGCCCUGUCUCAGAGGGACCCACCACACAACAACUUCUUCUUCUUUGAUGGUAUGAAGGGCAGUGGGGUUGUGGAGUGCCUGGGCCCCAAGUAAGCCCAAGCCUGCCACCUGCCACCAUCUGUUGAUGUCCUUUACCCGGGAGGGUGGCACAGCCCUGCUCUACCCCAGCUUCCCUGCAAGGAGCAGCCUGCCUCCUGACUUCUCAGCCCUGUUCCUCAGCUGAGCCCACAGGAGGGGUGUGACUUCAGGUGGGGACUAGGCCCAGACUUAAGGGAGCCCUAGUUGGAACCCCAGCUCCUCCAGAGCAUCAUCAAGCGCCUCUGCCUGCAGUGUUGGGGAAGUCCUGUUCUGGUUCUUGGCGGGUGCGGUGCCCUCCUCCGCCAACCCUGUCCUUGGCGCGUGGCCCUGCAGGCCUUUGCCGAGGCUGUGCCCGUCCACCGGGCAGGGAGCCCCACGGCUCUUCUGUGUUAUAGCUAUUUUCUACAUUUUCUUCAUUUGUUUCGUGAGAAAUGAUAAUAAAGUUAUUUGCUUUA
Messenger RNA from Dipodomys ordii (Ord's kangaroo rat), 1292 nucleotides. RefSeq names its product SUMO1 activating enzyme subunit 1 (gene Sae1). Gene Ontology annotation, biological process: protein sumoylation. Bases 1 to 852 code for a protein of 283 amino acids. Lineage: Eukaryota; Metazoa; Chordata; Mammalia; Rodentia; Heteromyidae. The transcript has 8 exons. Gene Ontology annotation, molecular function: SUMO activating enzyme activity. The record is from RefSeq and is a predicted model, not a curated record. Gene Ontology annotation, cellular component: SUMO activating enzyme complex; cytoplasm.